UCACCCGCAGGAUGGUCGUAUAGGUAGAUAUACACUGGUAGAGACGCAUCGCUUGGCGCAUACCCGCCUGGUAAGUAAUCCAAGGGUGCGCACACAAAGCGUAGCGAAAUUCCUCGCUGCCCCUGGAGUGAAAAGAGUGAACAACAGGACAUGACAUUGAUAUUUCCCGACGGAGACGCAUCAGCCUGGCGCGCACUUAUCUGGUCGAUUGCCCAAGGAUGUGCGCGCAAGGUGGAGACGCCAGCUCUUGGAAGUGAAGAAAUGCAUCAAAUUCACUUGGCUGGCCGCAGGCGGACCACCUGCAAGCCAGCAUUGCAGCCUGACGCGCCUUGGCGCAAGCGGCACACAUACUGAGGCGCGAGCGACACACAUACUAGCCUGAUGAUACAGGCUCCGCGUCGUGCUAAACACGUUGCGCCGACUCGUGCUCAUCGAUCUCCGCGUCCUGCUCCGACUAAUUGACCUCAACCUCCGCGUUGUGAAUGCCGCGCUGGGGUGUUGGGCCCCUGCCACGGCCAAGACACUCGAGCCCCACCAGGCAGCCCAGCGCGACGCCGCAGACCAAGAACAAGAUCAACAAGAAGAAGAUCAAGACACCAGCGAAGACCGCAAUUAAUCCCCAUGGCUCGGUGGUGGCUGUGGUGUUUGACGUGUCCGAACUCGUGCCCGUAUCGGUGGUCGUCGUGGCCGUCUUGGUGGUGGUGGUAGUAGUGCUUGACGUCGCGGAACUCGUGCCCGUAUCGGUGGUCGUCGUGGCCGUCUUGGUGGUCGUCGCGGUGGUCGUCUCAGUUGUUGCCUCGGUGAAGUCGAACACGUACGCGGAGCCUGAAUUGUAGCCCUGGUCGUCGUCAUAGUAGGCCCCCACCACCACGCGGGCCCCGUCGGAGCUCACGGCCACCGAGGAACCGAAAAAGUCGAGUUCGCAGCCCCAUCACUCGCCACAAGCUUCAGCAGCCUCUCGCCGGUGGCCCCGUCGAGCACGUACACGGAGCCUGAAUUGUAGCCCUGGUCGUCGUCGCGGUGGGCCCCCGCCACCACGCGGGCUCCGUCGGAGCUCACGGCCACCGAGAAACCGAAACGGUCGUCUGCAGCCCCAUCACUCGCCACAAGCUUCAGCAGCCUCUCGCCGGUGGCCCCGUCGAGCACGUACACGGAGCCGGAACUGGAGCCGUCACCAUAGGCCCCCACCACCACGCGGGCCCCGCCCCCACCACCACGCGGGCCCCGUCGGAGCUCACGGCCACCGAGGAACCGAACCAGUCGUCUGCAGCCCCAUCACUCGCCACAAGCUUCAGCAGCCUCUCGCCGGUGGCCCCGUCGAGCACGUACACGGAGCCGGACUUGUCGCCCUGGUCGUCGUCAUAUUUGUUUCCCACCACCACGCGGGCCCCGUCGGAGCUCACGGCCACCGACUCACCGAACCAGUCGUCUGCAGCCCCAUCACUCGCCACAAGCUUCAGCAGCGUCUCGCCGGUGGCCCCGUCGAGCACGUACACGGAGCCA
This is a messenger RNA of Prorocentrum cordatum, 1503 nucleotides long. Lineage: Eukaryota; Dinophyceae; Prorocentrales; Prorocentraceae. The record is from the annotation of a GenBank genome assembly.